Laccaria bicolor S238N-H82 is the source of this 1155-nucleotide messenger RNA. RefSeq lists its product as uncharacterized. The transcript has 4 exons. The record is from RefSeq and is a predicted model, not a curated record. The coding region runs from base 1 to 1155 and encodes 384 amino acids. Lineage: Eukaryota; Fungi; Basidiomycota; Agaricomycetes; Agaricales; Hydnangiaceae.
AUGUCAUCAGAGCUGUUGAAUGGGUAUCGCAUUGCUCUGGACCCUGCGACGUGGCUUGUGGAGAAAGAGGCUAUGAUCCAGGAUACAGUAGACAUGGAGGAAAAUGCUGAGAUUGACCAGCUUGCAGAGACAGAGGAUGGAGAAGAUGAAGGAGCUGCAGGCAAGAAACAAGGGAAGAAAAGGAAAUGCGACGAUGCUUCUGCAUCUGUCAAAGAAAAGAAAGAGAGGAAGAAAUCUGAUAAACCAGCGAAAGCCAAGGCAAAGAAAGACGCUGAUGCUGGAAGAACCACAAGGAAGGCCAAGGCCACCAAUAGGGGUGCUCACAAAAGGGAGGAGCGAGGCAACGUUACCAAACAAGGGCAACACCCUUUCCCUUCCACCCACCACCAACCAUCCUCUUCCCCGCCACCUCCAUUCCCUCCCACCAACCACGUUGCCAACGGCGACAACCACGACGACGCCGCACCACCCAACAACGGCCACGACAAUGCGAACACGCUAGGUGGACGACGAGGCGACGUGGCAACAAGGCGAGGAGCCGACGUGGCAACGGGACGACGACGAACGACGACGACAGAUGUCGUCGUCUGUCCCAAUUGGGAUAGCCGCCCAGCGCCCACCAUGGCACACAACAGCACCACCCCGCCCACGAAAACACCCCAGCGCCCACGGAACAACGCCCAGCGCCCACAAUGGCGCCUUGUCGGCCAUCGACAACCACGCGACGACGGACAACGACAACGACGUGGCACCACCACCAUCCACGAACGCCCACCACGACGACACGGCAACGCCACGUCACCAACGAAACACGGCACCAACGACGACGACGACCACGGCACCAACGACGAUGACCACACCGCGCCCACCACCACCACCACGAUCGACAAACAACGACGACGACACGUCCACGUCCAAACCACAGCCACACGUCGCGGGACACGCAACGACGACAACGCAACGACGACACGCAACGACAACGCAACGACGACACGCGACGACGACAUGCGACGACGACAACGCAACGACACAGGACGACGACACCCCCUUUAUCAGUCCCCACCACCCUCCCACCACUCCCUCCCCCUCCACUCCCCAUCAUUCCCUCCCCCCUCCAUCACUCCCUCCCUCCUCCAUCACUCCUCUUCUCCAUAA